This is a messenger RNA of Dryobates pubescens (Downy woodpecker), 2365 nucleotides long. RefSeq names its product forkhead box L1 (gene FOXL1). Lineage: Eukaryota; Metazoa; Chordata; Aves; Piciformes; Picidae. The record is from RefSeq and is a predicted model, not a curated record. Gene Ontology annotation, molecular function: RNA polymerase II cis-regulatory region sequence-specific DNA binding; DNA-binding transcription factor activity, RNA polymerase II-specific. The transcript is spliced from 2 exons. The coding region runs from base 487 to 1401 and encodes 304 amino acids. Gene Ontology annotation, biological process: cell differentiation; regulation of transcription by RNA polymerase II; anatomical structure morphogenesis.
AGCCACGGUAACAAGAACCACAACCCCCACCUCCACCGCGCAGCUUGCGCCUCCCGCCCUCCCCCCUGCCGCCGUCAGAGUCUCUCCGAGGGCUGCUCUCGGGCGGAUAACACAGUUCCAGCGAUGCCGCCGGCAGGAUUAGGACAAGAGGCAGGACAUGAGCUGGGAAGAAGGAGCAGAGGGAAAAGCCACAUCCCCGCCUCCAAGGAUUUCCUACCGCCACCGCCGAGAGGGCAAAACAUGGAGGAAGGAAGAAUUUUACUGGGGGAGGGAUCUCAGGGAGUGAACAGGAGCCCGUGUGCCCGUCUCCUGCCGUACACGCGAAGCUAUGAAGCAGGGACAGAGGCAGAAAGAGCUCCUUCAGGCAGGACUGGGAUCUGAGCUCGCACAAAUCGCUCCCCGGUGGACUCGUCCCAGGUUUCUGCCCUUUCCCAUCCCUUUUCUCGGCUCUAAGGGGGAAGCCCCGGAGCUCAGGGCCCGCCGGCGAUGAGCCACAUCUACGGCAGCCACCUCUCCCCCAUGGGCAGCCCCUCCAUGCUCUAUCUCCCAGCUGCCUUGAGCUUCGCCCCCGGCGGUGCCAUUUCCCGGCAGGACCCCCCGCAGAAACCCCCUUACAGCUACAUCGCCCUCAUCGCCAUGGCCAUCAAAGAAGCUCCGGAGCAGAAGGUGACCCUCAGCGGCAUCUACCAGUUCAUCAUGGACCGCUUCCCCUUCUACCACGACAACAAGCAGGGCUGGCAGAACAGCAUCCGUCACAACUUGUCCCUCAACGACUGCUUCGUCAAGGUGCCGAGGGAGAAGGGACGGCCCGGUAAGGGCAGCUACUGGACCUUGGACCCUCGUUGCCUGGACAUGUUCGAGAACGGCAACUACCGCCGGAGGAAGAGGAAGCCCAAAGCCCCGGGGCCACCGGAGGUGAAGAACAGCAUUGCCCCCGCAGACGGGGAGCACCCGGGGCCGGACGCUCUCCCCGACGAGCCCAAAAGGGCCAAGGGAAGCACUGGGGAGGACUCGGGCGAUGGGGGGGUUCCCAAACCGGGUGAGAAAGGGGAAGCGGCUCCCCUCGGGUGUCCAACCCCCUGUGGCGUUGCUCCGGCUCCCCCCACAGCCGCCGCCGUCCCGUCGCACAAGAGCGGCCCGCGGGGCAGGAGCUUCAGCAUCGAGAGCAUCCUCGCUCAGGGGCUGAGGCAGAACCCCGCCGGGGCAGCCCCUAAGGCGGCCCGGGAGAGCCCCGUGAGCUGCCUCAGUGGUUCCCUGGUCGCCAGUGGUGGCUUCGGCCCGUCCCUCAACGCCUCCCUGAUGCUCGACUCCCAGGUACAUGGGAGGCUUUACCACAUCGGCAUCCCGUUCCUCUCCUGCUUCCCUCUCCACUUCUCCGAGGCUGUACUUAAUUUCCAAUAGUUGCCCCAUAAUUAUAACCUUCCCUUCCGUCCCGUCUCUGGUCGCUGCUCCCGGGAUGCCGAUGGGAGGGAGAGACCGGACUCAGACCUCACCAAGCGGGUAAAGACCAAAACAAAUAAUCAAUGCUCAAAGGAGACUCAGGAUUUCAGAGCAUUUCCAAGGCACGGCUUGCUGUGGAGCUCUACUUACAGAUUGUCUCCCAUACCCCCCAACCCCACCAGAUCGACUUUUAAAGGUAAAUCAGUUUUCUUUUCCCAUGAGUGGUAGAGGUCCAGAGGCAGCGUUGUGGGGGUGUGAUGUCUCACACUGGCCUCUGAGUCCUGUUGGGUUUGCUCUGCACCUUUGUCUUUGCAUCACCCAGGUUCCUCAGACCUGGUUUAUGUGGAACUGUUCAGCUCUUUGGUUCUCUUCUUUUUCAUCCUUUCUGAAAACCAAACUCACUCCUCCCAUCCCUGGGGGAGGAGGCUGAGGUUUGUUUUGCCAUUAAUACCAUGCAGAUAAUAACUCCUGACAUUAUCUCAAGUGCUCCAGCCUUCCUAGUGGGCAAAAAGCAGGCAACUAGAGCCAAAAUGAGGGCAGACCCAACAAUCCAGGCUCAUGCUACACAAUCCCCCUUUGCUUCAACUCAGCAUUAUAUAUAACUCACGACAACCUGGUUUCCUGCCUAAUGCUUGUGCUUCUCAGUAUCACGUUUAGUGCUUGUGCCUCACUGAUGUGGCCAGAGGGAAGGGGAUGGGCAAGCAAACAUGUUGUGACCAUGGAGAUGCAGCUGCUUUCCAGGGCUUGCUGGGGUCAGUUGCUUCUGACCAAAAAAGACUGAAGCAGGGUGAUGGAGGCUGGUCUUGGCCUUUUGAAGUAGCUGUGUUAACAACCAGGACAAUUACCAGGAAAAAAACCAAGAAGACAUCAGCUGUGUUUCUAAAGGUUUGAUUUGUUUUUUCUUAUAGAAGGAAAAAUCCAGACA